CACACUUCUCUCUCCACCCUACUCCACGCCGCCGCCGACGUAAAUUCGAAGAUUAAAAAAAUUGAACUAGCUUUUCCACUAAUUGGCUUCAAUUCAAGCUAAUUGGCUUCAAUUCGAGCUAAUUAGCUUCAAUUCGUGGUUUGUGAUAUCUGAAUUAGGGCUAAUUUUUUUAAUCAGUAAUCAUGGCGGAGAAGGGGAAGGGGAAAUCCAGGGGCGAAAUUGCACAACGUCGGAGGAGAGACGGAGGAGAGGUUAGGGGCAAAAAGAGGAAGAAUCUGAGCUCGAGUGGUAAGCGUAAGGAGGAGAAGAAGCGGCGGAGCGGACCUAGCCUGCCGAAUGCUUUGAAAAGGGAGCUCGAGCGGCUCAAUCCGACGGUCGAUGGAGAGGCGUCGGAUGGUGAGGAUGAGGAGAUUGAUUCCGAUGCUGCGGUUGGCAAUGACGUUUAUGAGUAUGAAGAAGGGGUUGCGGAGGAGGAGACGAUGAAGAAUAAGCGGUAUGAUCCUGUUGAGAAUUACGAGUUUGAGCUUCCUGAAGACUUUGAGGAUUGGAAGGUUCCAUCUGAUGAGGAUGAUGAUGAUAAUGAUGAUGAGAAUGAAGAUCCAGGAAGACAUGGUCGAAUGUUGGAGGAGAUUACUGGACUUCCUGCUGACGCUUUUGGAGGUAAAAAGAAAAAGGAUUUGAUCAUAUCGGAGGCAUAUCCAGAGUCUGAGUAUAAUCCCACUGGUGAUAUUCUUGAUGGGAGUGGCCGGAUUAGCAUUCAAGACCUUCUAGAACCGCUUCAUGGCAAGUCUGGCUUCAGCAAGCUCAGGAAAGACUUGCAUCGGAUGGGGAAGCAGACUGUUCCGACUCUGGCACCAGUGGCCAGGACUGAUCAAGAGAGGAUUGAGCGGAAGGCUGCCUAUGAACAAUCUAAGAAGGACAUUACCAAGUGGGAACCCUUGGUCAAGAGGAAUAGAGAGGCACCUACGUUGUUUUUUGAUGAAGAUAAGGAGUUGGGAUAUUCAACCAUAGGAGCAAUUGCUUCUGAAUUUAAACCAAGAACGGAUUUUGAGAAGAAAAUGGCUUCCUUGGUCAACCAAAGUGAAGUUGUUGAAGCUCACAAAAGGGAUGGUGCCAGGCUUCUAGAACUAAACGAGGUAUCUAUUGAAGAUGUAAAGGAAAGGCAGGAACGGCUUGCAAAAAUGCGCGAUCUUCUUUUUCGUCAUGAAAUGAAGGCAAAACGAGUUAAAAAGAUAAAGUCCAAAACAUAUCACCGGCUGUUGAAGAAAGAUAAGUCAAAGGCAGCAGAAGCUUCAAUCCGAAUGGACCCAGAAGCUGCCAAGGAACAUGCAAUGAAGAUAGAGUUCAAAAGGGCUGAGGAACGUAUGACCUUGAAGCAUAAAAACAGCUCUAAAUGGGCUAAGCGAAUCUUAAAACGUGGUUUAGAUGCCCAAGAUGAUGCUACUAAAGCAGCCUUUAGUGAGCAACUUAGUCAACAUGCCGCUUUGACUAGAAAAAUAAAUUCUAUCAAAGAAAGCAGCAGUAGUGAUGAUAGCAGCGACGGUGAUGACAGUGAUGACAUGUCAGCUGGUUCCGACCAGGAAGCUGCAGAAAAGUUGAUCAAGAAGGCUAAGGAGAAGACACUUAAAGUCCUAGAAGGGGAUGAUGAAGUGCCUACAUCGGGAGUGCUUGCUUUACCUUUCAUGGUGCGAGGGCUGAAAAAGAGAAAAGAUGCUGCUGAUGAGGAAGCAAAACUUGCUCUUGAAGAGUAUGAGUCAUCUUUGAAGCAGUUGGGUGAUACAAGUAAGUCGAGAAGCUCAGACAAGGAGGCCAAGGGUGCCUCAAGUGGUAGGAGGGUGUUUGGUGCUCCUGAAAAAGUGGUUAACGGAACAACAAAGAAGGAAAAAGUGAAUAACUACUAUGGUGAUAGUGACAGUGAAAGUGAUGCUGAGGCCAACGCAGACGAUAAUACUCUCAAUGAUCAAACUGGAAAAUCUCUAAAAGAGAUGGAUAUUGACCCUAGUUUACUUCGGGAAGAAUUCGGUUUUAGUCACGAUUCAGUAUUCAAGAGCUUUGGAGAUGCCGAAGAUCCUGAACCUAAGACAGCUUAUGAAGUUGCUUAUCUAUCUUCUGAUACCUGGAAAAAGGUAAGAAAAUCAUCGGACGCUCUGAAAGGUUCUGAAGCUGACCUAAACGUUCGCAAGCCUGGAAUUGUAGCACAAACAGAAAAGGAUCCGGAAUCCGAGGAUGAUGAUGAAGAUUCUGGUAGUGAUAGUGAAGAGGAAAUGGUCGAUGGAAUAUUAUCUUCAGGCCCUAAGUCCACUUAUGAACUUCCAUCUCAAGCGGAACUGAUACAACGGGCUUUCGCUGGUGAUGAUGUGGAAGAAGAUUUUAUAAAACAAAAAGAGGCCGUGUUGGAUGAGGAAAAUCCAGAGCCAGAAAAACCAGUUUUGCUUCCCGGCUGGGGUCAGUGGACUGGCGUCCAAAAGAAGAGGGGUUUACCUUCAUGGAUGUUGAAAGAGCACGAGGCUGCAAAGCAGAAAAGGGACGAAUCUCUGAAGAAGAGAAAGGAUGCACAUCUUAAUAAUGUCAUCAUCUCAGAGAAGCUUGGUAAAAAGGCUGAGAAACUCCAUACGAAGACACUGCCUUAUCCUUACACAUCAAAAGAGGUAUUUGAACAAAGUAUCCGGAUGCCAAUUGGUCCUGAAUUCAACCCAGUGACUGCCAUCGGAGCACUCAACCGUCCAGAGGUGGUUAAGAAAGCCGGAGUUAUAAUCAAACCAAUUGAAUAUGAGGAUGUGAGUGUCCACGAGAGAGGCGAAGGCCACAAGCGUAGCGCUCCGAAACAAGGGAAAGUUAACGGUAAAAAACGUUCAAAGAAAUAGAUUACUGUAACAGCAAAUUUUUGGCAAUGAUGAUUGCUAUAUGUAUUUUAUUUUUAUUUGUUCUUAUUUUAAUGCUUGGGCUAUAGAUAGGAGUGUUUUGGUUCGACCAAAUUUUGUAGACGAUCUAUAUAGUGUGAGGAUAUUGUAUCCAUUUUUGGCCUAAUGAAACAUUAUUUAUUCA
This is a messenger RNA of Salvia hispanica, 3045 nucleotides long. RefSeq names its product U3 ribonucleoprotein (Utp) family protein. Gene Ontology annotation, biological process: rRNA processing. The record is from RefSeq and is a predicted model, not a curated record. Gene Ontology annotation, cellular component: small-subunit processome; nucleolus. Lineage: Eukaryota; Viridiplantae; Streptophyta; Magnoliopsida; Lamiales; Lamiaceae.